Messenger RNA from Neurospora tetraspora, 2838 nucleotides. RefSeq lists its product as uncharacterized. NCBI's taxonomy places the organism in Eukaryota, Fungi, Ascomycota, Sordariomycetes, Sordariales, Sordariaceae. The coding region runs from base 1 to 2838 and encodes 945 amino acids. The record is from RefSeq and is a predicted model, not a curated record. The transcript has 4 exons.
AUGUGCAAGCAAACAGGCGGCGGAGGAUACACCCUAGGAGAGGGAGCAGUAGCAUGCAUGAUUGGCGAGAAGGAGUUGGGAAACUGCAAGGACACUGCAGCUGGUGCAACACUGAUCCUCCCAUCGGGGACAGGGAACCUUGCUGCUCCGACUUUGACGAAAGGCACUGGCAGUGCCGCACUUUCGACUGUGACGAAAUCCGCGGCUCCGGCCUCCACCACUGCUACAGCUUCGCCGAGCACGACGACGACAACAACAUCAAGUUCAAGAUUUACCUCCACGACCAGUACUGAGUCCAGCACGGCUCAAACCUCAACCUUGAGCACACGUCCGAGUUCCGUUCCAAGCGUGGAGCCCACUGCUUCCAGUACAACAGCGCCGGUUACAUCAAGCACAUCAGGCACGUCUGCUCCGGCUGGGGCGCCCGCUGAAAAGGAAUCACCGCAACUCACCAGCGCUCAGGUUGCUGGGAUCACAAUAGGUUGUGUCGCGGUUGUGGCUCUGGGUGCAGGGCUUGUCCUCUUGGCCAAAUGUGCACGCCGGAAGAGAAUGGGUUCAGGGGAUCCGGAGAAGGGAUUCAACAGAAUGAGGGACUCAUUCAAGAGUUUUGGCCGCAGGAGCAUUACCGGUCCUGAUUUGCUGGGCAUCAGCUACCCGAUUCAGAGGAUUCCUUCGGAACAGGGCACACCUACGUUUAGGCCCACGAAAGCACCAAGGGCUGACGGCGUUGGUUUGGCGAUCCUGCCCGGAUCCGCUUCGGCGUCAAACUCUCCCAGGCCUACAGUAACUAGAGCUACCGCCGGCACCGCUCCUAUUCUGCCCAUGCCUGCCUUGCCGCCAGCCAUGGUAAUCACUCCAGCUUCUCGGACCCAGACGCCACUUGGCAGGAAGGAAACGCCACCAAAGCCGAACUUGACUUUGGCUAUUCCGAAGAACCCACCGAUGCCCGCUGCUGUCCCAGCCGCUGUCCCAAGGGCUGCUCCCGCCCCAGCUCCCAGCGCUGCUCCUUUGACCGGAAGAGAUAGUGUCAUUACCGAGUUUGCAGAGGAUGGCGAAGGAGAGAGCAGGUCGGGUACUGCUAUUUGGCGUCCACCGCCAAGUGAUCCCCAGUCGGCAACCACCUACUACUUUGCUGAUAAGAAGGGCAACUGGAUCCUCAGAAACUCAACUGUAGGCGCGGGAACGAAGACCCAGAUGCCCCCAUACCCAACUUCUUCUGUCGAGCUGCCAAGCCCGCAGGACAAGACGAAGGCCGAAAGGGCGUAUAUGCCCUACACCCCCGGUAUGGUCGUGGCUCCCCUUAGAGUCCCCUCCAGAGAACGGGAGCAGGGUGCCUUUGUGGAAUCACCUGUUGCCAUGAGAGAUGACCCUCAUCCUCGGGACAUCGUGGCGUCAAGUGUCUACUCCGAUUACAACGCUCCUCUGACUGUGGUUCCUGGCCCGGAGAACCCCAUGCCCACUCUCCCUUCGUCAGUGCCCUCUGAGAACAACACGGGGAGGAACUUGACAGGCACCAAAACCAAGCGCAAGUCGGUCAAGAGGACGACCCGGCAACGUCGGAUGUCCCAGGACUCUGCCACGGAGAUCGAGUCGGGAGAUGAAGAAGAUGAUAGCCAAGAUCUUUCACCCGUGGCGGAAUCGCCUUACUCGCCGAGCCCUCUUUCUAGCGGAAAGUCGCCGGUGUCGUAUCCCAAGAUUCACAAGCAGGGAAAGAAUGUGAACGAGGGCCUGCAGCAGCUUCGCGAUGCUCAAAAGGCUCUGGGCAACGGUGGCGCUUCCGCCGGCCCCGAACCUCCCAGGCGCAACUCUAAGCGUAUGUCAAAGCAGCAGGGACAAGGACAGGCCCAAGGCCAGGGACGCUUCCCCAUCAGGAUCGUGACCCCGGAAGAGCGUGAUAACGAGGGAAUGCGCAUGGGUGCGGUUCCUCACGGGACACCUCAGUUGACCGUCGGGAUGUCGAGGCCCAUGAACGCUCCCGUUGUGAACCCAAACAGGAACAAGAACCCUGGCCAGAUGAGAACUGGGUCACCUGAGGGGCGCUUCCCGAUUGCUGUGCCGGUUGAGCAACAGCAACGCCAACAACCUCAAAGAAGACAAAGCUCUGUAGCGACUGGCCCCAAUGGCUAUUGGAAUCAGCAACAGGCUCAACAGCCACAAGGACAGGGAGAGGGCUCUGCCUACUAUUACCGUGCCCCAUCGCCGCGCCAAUGGGAGCAACAGCAACGCCAGUUGCAACAAGCCCAGCGAGCGCAGCAACAGCAGCUGCAGCAGCAGCAGCGGCAGCAGUCUUCCUACUUCCGUCCUUCCCAAGGGCAUUAUGAGGCUCAAAUGCAGCAGCAGCAGCAGCGCCAAUACAGAGGACCCCAACAACCUCCCAUGCCCCAGCAAUCAUGGCCCAUCUUUGCCCAGCCAGCCCAACCACAGCAUCAGUCUCAGCACCAACACACAAGAACCAACAGUUCCUCCCUGCUCACCAAGCGCCUCGGCGCCGAAAAGGCCGCGGCACUCGCCCUCAACCCCAAUCCCAACAGCAGCUCUAACAAGAGUAUUGGCAGACCCGCAAAGGGAUGGGCUAGAGAUGGCCAACAACAACAGCAGACUGGACCCCAACAGGCUCGCCAACAGCAGCAGCAGCAGCAGCAACAACAAUACUGGCAAGAAGGCCAGGCCCAGAACUGGGGCAACAAUAAUAACCAGAGGGCGAUGCCGUCUCAAAACCCGUACGGUGGUAACACAAACACCAACACCAACGAGCGGGUAUCACGGGCUGGUGCACGUGCCCGCGCUCAUGAGCUUCCUGACCUAAGUGGAUACGCUAAGACCGACCCCACACUAUAA